Messenger RNA from Scomber japonicus (chub mackerel), 7132 nucleotides. RefSeq names its product titin homolog (gene c14h10orf71). Gene Ontology annotation, biological process: positive regulation of calcineurin-NFAT signaling cascade. NCBI's taxonomy places the organism in Eukaryota, Metazoa, Chordata, Actinopteri, Scombriformes, Scombridae. The transcript is spliced from 4 exons. The record is from RefSeq and is a predicted model, not a curated record. Gene Ontology annotation, cellular component: Z disc. Bases 1 to 6414 code for a protein of 2137 amino acids.
AUGACCUCAGUUGAGAAACGCCGUUCUAGCCGAAAGAGUGGUGGACAUCGAAAGCACAGUGAUGGAGGCUACAGCGACACCUCCAGUGGUGGGUCCUUUCUGGACGAGACUGACCGUGAAGUCAGCAAUCUGACGGAUCGAGCGUUCAGGAGUCUCUGUAUUGGAGAUGAAGCUGUUUAUAAUGACUCAGACCUUGGCUCAUCUUCACCCUGCAGCCAGAGAGACAGACAGCUGGCCUUUAGUCAGAGUGGACAGGACAGAGACAGAGAGGACCGAGAGAGGGAGGAACUUAAAAGAGCUGCACAUGAGAGCUUCAGCCUCAGAGUGCAGCAGUAUGGACAGGACUGGAUUCAUGGAGGAGUGUAUGGGGCUGAGAUCCACAGAGACCCACAGUGGGGCGUUUAUGGGGAGAGGACACAAGGGAGGGUUUCUGCCACAUUCCAGCACGCCUUCAUGGAAAUGCAGAAAGAGAAAUCUCUCAAUGACGAACAGCUCUCCUUCUUCAGCAAUGGAGCCACAGAGUUGAGUUCACAACAGCGCAGGAGCCGCUCCAGAGUUUCCUCUCUUAUCAAAGCUUUUAACUCUGAGGGACACAGGGAUGGAGCAGGGACAGAUGGUAAACUAAGAGAAUGGAAUGAUGAGACAAGCUGGGACAAAUCAGCUCUCAUGAGCAUCCGGCGGGAACUUUCUGAAUUCUCUACAUCAUACCAGCAAAACUUUGACAGUGGUCAUUUCCCCCCCGCUGGCCCCUUCUCAUCCCAAGACACCAACUUCUAUUCCUCUGAAGUAGCUGCAGUGGCUCACAUGAAUUCUGCAUCUUCUUUUAUGAGAUCUUCCCACAGUAAACACAGCAUGUUGACACAAGUUAACUGUAACUCUAAUUUCUUUAUACACAGUGAGUUUAGCCCCUUUAGAGUAUGGAGAGACCAUAACAGGUUCCCUUUCCAACAAGGAGAAGUAUCAGGGUUUAUGCACUGUUCGGAGUUCCCCAAAUGGUGUGAGACACCAAUGUACAAGGAGCUUUCAUUGGAAGCCCAACAACAGGGUGCCUCUAUGUUUGAGGAGAGGGGUAUUAGACACCAGAGGAAUACCUUGGCGCCCACGCCUUCACGCUCCACAUCAACAUCCACAAUGUUACAGAAGGCCUCCGCUGUGGAGAAACGUUGUGAGUCUGAGUUGGCUGGACAUUAUCCCCACAGGAAGAGGACACAGAGCCUGGGUACUAACAGGCUCCCAUCUCAGCGCCCAUCAACUGCAUCACCCACUAUUGAGAUGUCUCGGCGUGUACGGGACACGAUCAGCUCUGUCAAAGCCCUCCAGCACAAAAUCAAAAUCAUGACGGAGCAAAACAUUGCAACAGAGAUGACAGCAAAUAAAUCAGGAGUAUUUUAUAACAAUGAGAAUUUAAUUCCAAUUGGCAACAAUGCAGUAACAGCAGCACCAAAUGUUGUCAGUAAUAACACCAGCACAGCUCCCUUCAACAUCAGCCAGUUGCUUACACCUCAAGUCCAUGCACAUCAAGAGACAACAGAGGUGCAGCAAUAUGCAGUUUCUCCCCAACCUGUGGAACAUGCUCCAGUGCGAGCUGAAAGCAGGGGAGCCACUCCUGAUGUUAGGAUGUCUAGCUAUAAAUCCAGAGCCUCAAGCCUCCUCUUCAAUCUCAAAGACAACAGGAAGAGAGUGAAAAGCACGUACAGUCCUACCAAAUUUAAAGGUUUGGAGACACUGGAGAAAAACAAACAACCCUCUUCCCAGGAACCCAGAGACAUUGUGAUAGAUAUUCCGGAGUUUCCAGAUUCAGAUAUUAAAAUUUCUCAGGUGCAGGAUAGACAGGUUGUUGAGGUCAAGGCUGCACAGGACACAGCAGAACAGAUACAAGUACAGCACGCCCAGACAGAGUUGGCAAAAGCUCAGCACUGGGCUCAAGCAGAGCAGCCCAAAGCAGAACAAGCUAUGGUAAUUUUAGUAGGUCAGACUGAUUCAGAAAAAGUCAAAGCUGAACCAACUGAGCAGGACAGCAUAAAACAGACAAAAGUAGAGUUUAACAUGGCCGACAAAGCUCAAGCAGAACAUCAUAAAGCAGAACAGCAAAGAGAGGAGCCAAGAAAAGAGAAACAGAUAGAACAGGCCAGAGGAAAAAAGCCAGAACAAGCCAGACAGGAACUGAUAAGAGCAGAGCAAACCAGAGCUCAAAAUGUAACAGAAAUACUAAGAGGCAUUACAGAAGAAGUGGGAGUCGAGCAUACAAGAGAACAGCAAAGCGAGCAGGUCAAAGCAGAGCAAGCUGAUGCAGGGAGGCUAAAAGAAGAACACAUAAAAACUGAACUGGUAAAGACCGAGCACGCUGGGCAGGCAAGAACAGAGCAAGCCAAAACUCAACCAGGCGGAAAAGAAAGACUCAAAGCAGAACAAGUUGAGGCACAGCUGGUUAGAGCAGAACAAGCUGAAAGAGAAGAGACAGAGGGAGAACAAAUCAGAGCAGCAAAAGUUAAAGCAGAACUUGCUGAUGCAGAGCGCAGAAAAGCGAAACAGUCUAAACUACAGCAGAUACAAGUGCAACAGGCCAAAGCAGAGCAAGAGAAGACAAAGGUAGUUGGAGUGGAAAAUGUCAAGGCUGAGCAUAAUGUUGAGGAUGUUAGAGAGAAGAAACCUGAGGAAGAUUCAAUUCGAACGGAUCAGGACAUAAUAGCAAGAGAAAAGAAAGACCACACAGAUAACACACCAAAAGAGAGCUCAGCAAAGAUCAUCAAGAAAGAUCAAGGAGGAAUUAUUACUGAAGAGAAAAAUCCACAAACCACACAAGCAGAAGAUGUCAAUGAGAAGUUCAAAGUCAAGAUCAACCACAAGGACGAUUUCAACAGAGCUGAUGUUGAAACUCUGAUAAAACAUGAUGUCCAGCCAUCAGUGAAAGAAGAUAUGACAACUAUCAUAAAUCCUUCCAAGAGCAGGAAUAUAGAUGACAAGAGUGCACCUCUACUGGAAGAAAAGAGACAUGACUCAAACCAAUCAAAGCCAUUCAUCAAAACCAAUCCAUCUAGCCAUUUAACUGAGAAUGAUAAUCAAGUGGACAAUAAUAUUCAUAUAGACAGUAUUGCCAUCAGAGUUGUGCCAGCAGUAACUGAGAAGGACAACCAGAAGAUGAUGGGAAAACAUACCACAGCUGUCCCUAAUUCUGAUGAAAAAGCGAGCACCUUAAGCAAAGCGGACCAGCAAAAGGAUCUCACUUCAGUAAGCAAUCCUGUCAAUUUGGAAGGCAAAGUGGGAGUACAUCAACACAGCAGCAAAAAUGAAACAAAAGAGGAGGACAGGAGGGCAAAGCAAAGAGAGGACGAAAGGAGAAUGAAGGAAAUUGAGGAGGAAAGGAGAGCAAAACUGAGAGCAGAAGAAGAGAGGAUGAAAGCUAUUGAGGAGAGAAAGAGGGUCAAACAGAGAGAAGAGGAGAUCGCUGCUCAAGAGGAGCAGCAGAGGAGAGCUGCUCUAAUUAAGGAGCAAAGGCAAAAGGCCAAACAGGUUGAGGAGGAGAAGAGACUUGCUUCUAUUGAGGAGGAGAGGAAAAGAAAACAAAGAGAGGAAGAGAGAGCUGCACAAGAGGAGCAGCAGAGGAGAGCUGCUCUAAUUGAGGAGCAAAGGCAAAAGGCCAAACAGGUUGAGGAGGAGAAGAGACUUGCUUUUAUUGAGGAGGAGAGGAAAAGAAAACAAAGAGAGGAAGAGAGAGCUGCUCAAGAGGAGCAGCGGAGGAGAGACACUCUAAUUGAGGAGCAAAGGCAAAAGGCCACACAAAUUGAGGAGGAGAGAAGAAGAAAACAAAUAGAGGAAGAAAGAGCUGCUCAAGAGGAGCAAAGGCAAAAGGCCAAACAGAUUGAAGAAGAGAGGAGAAGAAAACAAAGAGAAGAAGAGAGAGCAGCCCGAGAGGAGCAGCAGAGGAUAGCUGCUCAAAUUGAGGAGCAAAGGCGAAAGACCAAACAGAUUGAAGAUGACAAGAAGAGACUCACUUAUAUUGAAGAGGAGAGGAAAAGAAAACAGAGUGAGGAGGAGAGAGCUGCUCAAAUUGCAGAAGAGAAAAUGAUUAAACAGAUUCAGGAACAGGAGAAACAUAAGGAGCAGGUUGAGGGGAAGAGGAGAGAAAGACAGAACAAAGAAGAGUGGAUAAGAACUCAAAACGAGGAGGAGGAAAGGAGAGCUGCUGACAAAGAGAAAGCAAUUCUUAAGCAAAGAGAGGAACAGCAAGCCAAUGAGGAGAGGGCCAGGGAGCUUGAGGAGGCGAGUCAGGCAGCGCAGAGAGAGGAGAAGCGAGUAGCACGAGAGAGGUUGCAGGCUCAAAGAGAGGAGGAGGCAAGGGCUAAAAAGAGAGAAGAAGAAAAGUUAGCAGCUCAGAGAGAAAAGGAGAGAGUUUCUCAGGUGGAGUCGAAAAAAGCAGCGCAGAGGAUGGAUGCUCUUCAGUACUAUGCCAUCACCUCAACAGAGUCAGAAAAGAAACUCAGAGAAAGACAACUACGCUCUCCUGCACCCUCCCAACACAGAAACAAUGAACUUGAGUCAGCUGAGGACUCUGGAUCCUACAAUAGGCUACGCAGGUCUCAUAAUGCUGCAUCUCCAGCUCCAUCCCUCCCCCGCUCCAACACAUCCUCUCCUGCACACGGAGCCAAGCCCUCAAUGUUCAGGGUGAAGGAUAACACUAUAAGAGGUUCCUAUUUCACCAAAUCAGUCAAACCACGCUUCCAUAAGAACUUCGGAGAAGAUUUCAGGGUAGGUUCACCCUGGUCAGACAGAGGAGAUGAGGAGCCGGAGAUUAUGAGACGUAACGCAGGAACCCCAAUUCAUCCUGAUACAGCCACCAGACUUGCUGCUAUCAAAGAAUCUUCAACUCUUCAGCUAUCUUCAUCACAGGAUUACUCAGCCCCUCUCUCGCACCACAGGCCCUACAACAGGCGGAGUUUUGCUAUGGAUGAAGAUGACUCCCGCUCUGUCAUCAGCAACAUGUCUGAGGAUGUGGAGAGUUUUGUCACCAGUGUGGGGGACGUGGCAGAUAUACGGGGCCUAUAUGACUACGAGAGGCCAGAGUCUGCAUGCAGUUUCAGUAGUGAUGUGUCCCGCUUAGGAAAGCCUCCAGUUGUUCCCCCAAAAAGCGAGAAAGCCCUGCUUAGGGCGAAAAGACUGGCCAAACGGAGGAUAAAGAAAGAGUUGUCCAAAGCUACAGGAGACAGCCCGGCUGAGAAAUCUCUUCAAGAGGUCUCAAGUACUCCUUCCACCUCCUCCUCUGAGGUAUGCUCCUCAAACCGCCAUGCUGUGGCUUCCCCUCAUUUUUCCCCACCUGUCUCCCUUGCUCGUGCACCAGCAUUGGAGUCAAGCUUGCCCUCUUCGCAUUCAGAGCCCCAGCCUUCUCGUCACUCUUUCCAUGCCUCCCCUCAUGCUACUGCCCCUGUCUCCCUCCCAGUUGCCUCCCCUCACGCAACUACCCCUGUCUCCCUCCCAGUUGCCUCCCCUCUUGCUACUGUCCCUGUCUCCUUCCCAGUUGCCUCCCCUAAUGCCACUACUUCUGUCUCCCUCCCAGUUGCAUCCCCUCAUGCCACUACCUCUGACUCCCUCCCAUUUGCCUCCCCUCAUGUUACUGGCCCUAUUUCCCAUCAUGCAGCUCUUAAGACAGUUGCUCAUGUUCCUUCUUCUCCCACUCUCCAUCAUACUAACCACCCAGCUCCAGUGACACAGUACCAUGUAGAGUCAAGCUAUCCCCACUCCUACCCGCUGACCCAGCGUAAGGUGCUGCAAGACCUUGACUCAGGUCAGUACUUCGUAGUGGAUGUUCCUGUUCAGGUGAAAACAAAAACUUUCUUUGACCCAGAGACAGGGAAGUAUGUUCAGCUGAAUGUGCGCCAAUCUGGCCAGAGCACCUCCCGACCACAGUCCCAGCAAGCGCACCCACAGCCUCAGCUACAACCCCAAGUUCCAGCCAAGCAGCAACAACAGCGUCUCUCCCAAGCUUCUCCAGCUGGCAAGCCCUAUGUGGUUUAUCAAGGCUACCAGGGUUAUCCACAAGGCUACCAACCUGCAGGGACCUCCUCUGUGCACCCCCAAAGGUCAUCCUCAGUUAGGUCAACCCCAGUGACUGUCUCCCAGGAUCAACAGCCUGCUAGGGAGAACCACACCUACAGACAUCAAGCCCCCGAAAAUGAACAGAACUCGGAGGGGCAUCGCUACAGUCCAGAGAAGACUCCAUACAUGGACACGGUUAAUGAUAAAGACAAAACACAUAACACAGUUUACAACACACAUGGCUCAUAUGAGUGUGACACAAACAGCCAGCUUGCAGAAAGCUUGGUUCGUGAAACUGACAACUCAGCCCACUCAAGGUAUGAGUCCCGUGAUAUAAUAACCAUGGGUGAACUGGAGGACUUUAUGGAGGUGUCUGACUGGUGAGGAGAUUUAAGGGGUUGAUUAUGCAAUGUAUACAAGUGGCUAAGUAAAGCAUUUGAUAAAAUAAAGAUACCCAAAAGCACAGUAUGAAUGGAUCAUCAUAUAAAUUAUGUUGUUUGUAAAUGUGACUUUUUAAGGGAAAAAAGUCUCAAUGUUUUUGCUUCGUAGCUGAAAAAAGUCCCUGUGACAUGCUGUUAAAUUGCUGCUGUCAAUUUUGGAGAAUUAUUGUUAAGCUAUUUAUUGUGUUACAGAGAAGUUCACCAUUCCAUUUGACUUUUUGAAUGUGAGACGCUAAGAUAUCUUUCUUGUGUAUACAGUGUGAUCAAUAAUCUGUUGCCUCAUAGAAGUACAUUAUGAUGUAGCAAAUAGCCCAGCCCAGAGGAGUGUUUGGUUUAUGCUAUGAACACUGAUCGGCUUGCUUAAGUUGUCAUUCUCUUUUCUUGUAGGAGAAAAACCCUACUUUUGGCAUUUUGUGAUGCAUGAAAUCUUAAAUCCACAGCGUCAAUCAAAGAUCUGCAGAUUGUGUAAAGCAUAGUUUUGUGUGUUCAACCACUGUGUGAAAGUUGAAACAUGGGGAUGUCAUAAUAGCUGUGUGUAAGGUUUAAUUUCAUACUGUAGUCCAUUUUUAAAGUGGGAGGUUUGUGAGGAUGUUUCUUUGUUGCUGUGAGUAGUGUGACAUGGACUUGUUCAGGCAAUAAAAACACAUUUCAUUUAAACUAAA